Messenger RNA from Polypterus senegalus (gray bichir), 1916 nucleotides. RefSeq lists its product as uncharacterized. The record is from RefSeq and is a predicted model, not a curated record. The transcript has 10 exons. Bases 52 to 1380 code for a protein of 442 amino acids. Lineage: Eukaryota; Metazoa; Chordata; Cladistia; Polypteriformes; Polypteridae.
UAACCGGAAGCGCGUAUCAGUGCGGCGACGACUGGUGACUUUGAGGAGGACAUGUGGAAAGUUGUGCAGUUUGCGGUGUGUCUUAUCGCUGUUCCAGGUGCGGCAGCGCAUUCCAAGGAGAAGAGGGUGCACGGCUUUGAAGGUGGAAGUGUGAGUUUUGACUGCGGAUAUGACAGGGCACAUGCCAACAACAACAAGUACUUUGCAAAGGAUUCCUCUGGCAUAUUUGAUAAGAAACUAACGAGAGUUCGGCACCCCACAUUCGAGGCCAACAAUGGGCGAUUCUCCAUGAUUGACAAAAUAAGAGAAUAUGUCGUCACUGUGACUAUUAAGGACCUGAAACUGGAGGACACUGGGGACUACAUCUGUGCAGUGGAUAUUCGUUUGGGCAUUGAUGAGAAAUUCAAAGUCCAUCUAACUGUCACAAAAGCUCCCUCAACUACCACGCAAGUGACCACACAAGUCUCCAGGAGGAGGAUGGAUGCCACCAAAGCCUCAAACCAGACAGGAAUCACAGGUCAUGCUGAAUUGAUUGAAGUAAAAGGAGUGAAAGGAGGAAGUGUGAAGAUCGACUGCAGAUAUGAAAAAGGGUUUGAAGAUUAUGAGAAAUACCUGGCUAAAGUUAGAUGGUCACGGAACAACGCCCUGAUCAGAACAACAAAACCCAACACUCUGGUGACGGAGGGCCGAUACUCUCUUUAUGACAACACCUUGGAGAGAGUUUUCACCGUAACCAUCAAGGAGCUGCAAAUGAGUGAUGAUGGGACAUACUGGUGUGCAGUGGAGAGGUACCUGGACGAUGACUACACUGAAGUCAGGCUCACUGUCCACCGAGGUUCAUCUUCAAAAACCACCACACCUCGGAGCAGCAGCAUCAUCACCAGCUUGUUUACAACGGCAGCGACCCCCACAGUGACAGUCAAAAUAGGAGGAAAUACAACCACAGCGAUCAGAAGCUCUCACACUCAAGUGUCCGAUCAGAAUGGUCCAGGACAUUCCAAGCACCAGAGUUCAACUCCCUCACCUCCACCUGGUCCAGUGGCAAUGUUUGUCGGAGUCGCUCUAGGAGUGAUGCUACUUGUCUUUCUGUUUCUUGCUACUCUCUACUUUGUAAGAAGGAGGAAGAUGAAAUCCUCAGAAGCAAAAGAUACCCAGAAUGCCCAUGAUGGAAAUUUCAUUGAGGUUAAAAACACAGUUUAUGCAGAGUGUGGCAUGCAGGUGGCAGAACCCCCAGUGGAAACACUCUACUGCUCUGUGACAUUUACUAAUGGUGAUCAAGAAGAUCCUUCAUCUCUUUACUGCAAUGUUUCAAAGAAGAGUCAAACGAGGGAUGUGGGAAGAGAAGGAAGCGUCAUGUACUCCGAGGUCAAAGCCAAAUAGACCGUGAGGUCCAGCCCCAAAAGGGAGUUCGCUUGGGAUGGCACAGCUGCUGCGUGGGAUGCUAAAGGAGUCUCGCCACCCAGAUGGGCUCAUCCAAUGGAAAACUGGGAAGAUUCUCUACAGCACACGUGAUGCACUUUGGCUUGCUGUUUGUUGUGACAGCUGCUAUAAAGACAGUGGCAGUGUUUGUGCGUUAAUGGAGCCUGCCAAAAUGCAGAAAGUUAAAAUAUAAUAUUUUUUUAGCUUAGAAAUAUUUAUGAACAUGCUGAUGUUUACAUUGAUUUUAUGUAAGUAUACCUUAUGAACCUUGACCUCAGUUUAAGGAGGUCAGAAGUGGAUGGGUGGGUAGAUAUUUAAGCAUAAGUUACUAGUUGUAUAAGAAAUAUUGAGAAUGCACCAUUUGUUCCAUGACCCACAUUUUAGUGGUAUUUUGAGACUGGAAACAGCAAAGAAGCGAUGGCAUUGACUGUUCCGCAUGUAUUUUUUUUUAUGCUUAUUCUUUGAAAAGCAAUAAAACUUAAAAGAUCCUGACUUCA